UCCCCAAAAACGGCUGGCUUCAUCGGACAUCCGUGUCAUCGAUGCAUUCCAUGUCACGUCAUCAUUUUCCCAUUUUUCCUUCAUCACAAAACAUCCAAAUAUGCCGUUGAGGGGAAUACCUAACAUACUUUCACCAGACUUGCUUCAUGUGCUUGCUGCCAUGGGUCAUGGGGAUGAAAUUGUUUUGGCAGAUGCUCACUUUCCUUCAUCUUCGCUGUGCAGGAGUGGUACUGGCAGAGGUGCAAGAGAAGUUAGGGCUGAUGGUCACAAUAUCCCAGAUCUGUUGGGUGCCAUCCUCAAGCUGAUGCCUCUGGAUCAGUAUGUAGACAAUCCUGUCAUUCUGAUGGACCUUGUGCGCUCUGACAAAGAGAGUGGAUUAAAGGUGCCCAUUUGGGACAAGUAUACUGAACUUGUAAAUGCUGCAGAGAAAAAAGAGAUAAAAAUCUCAAAGGUGGACAGAUUUGAUUUCUAUGAUCGAGCCAAAACAGCCUAUGCAAUUGUUCAUACAGGGGAGUCUUCCGUGUAUGGAAAUGUCAUUCUGAAGAAAGGAGUUCUUGUGUGAGACAACUAAAAUGCUCCUUUGGAUCACAUGGGAUGUGUAGUCAUAGUUGAGGUUGGGGGGUUGGGCACACUUGGGAUGUGUAGUCAUAGUUGAGGUUGGGGGGAUGGGCACACUAACAAGUGUGGAAUAUCUUUUGUACUUACUGCUUCAAGGUGGCUAUCCAUAUAAUUCGACAGGUUUUAGAUGGUUGAUAGACAAUUUCACUGUUAUUUGAAAGCCAAUCUACUUUUUUUGGCCAAUAUUGUAUCAAUUACGAUUCUUCAUAUCAUGGAUGUAAUAAAAAUUAUACUCACAGCACA
This is a messenger RNA of Lineus longissimus, 861 nucleotides long. RefSeq names its product fucose mutarotase-like. Gene Ontology annotation, biological process: fucose metabolic process. The transcript is spliced from 6 exons. Gene Ontology annotation, molecular function: fucose binding; racemase and epimerase activity, acting on carbohydrates and derivatives. The coding region runs from base 101 to 562 and encodes 153 amino acids. NCBI's taxonomy places the organism in Eukaryota, Metazoa, Nemertea, Pilidiophora, Heteronemertea, Lineidae. The record is from RefSeq and is a predicted model, not a curated record.